AUGGAUACUGAUAUUCUGGUUGUAGAUAAAGAAACUCCAUUUGCCGAAGUGCUUGAAAAUGUUAUUUCUGAUAAUAUACUUCAAGAAGAAGACGAAGAAGAAGAUUUUGAUGAAAAUGUAGAGUUGUCUCCGGGUGGGGUUUUAGAUGAAGAAACCAUCGGUCGUGGUUUAUCUAAUUUGGGUCGGACUGCAGAUGGAAUGCACCAAGUUUAUCUUCACUUGACAGUACCAGGCUUCAAUUUGAUUGACAUCAGCAUCCUGCAAGAGUAUGUCCAUUUACAAAAAGUGGAGUUUCCUCAUAAUGAGUUGACUGAUCUGUCAGUUUUGAGUAAUCUACCACAUCUUCUCAUCCUAGAUGCAUCACACAAUAAACUGACGACCAUCUUGGAUUUUACACCACCAAAAAACCUUCAAAUAGUUGACUUGUCGUAUAAUGAAAUUGAAGUCAUAACAGAUUUGUCUGCUCAUCAUUCCUUGAAGAAACUCAACUUAAGUUACAACAAAAUCUCAGAAAUUAAUGGUCUCUCUGGCUGUAAACGCUUGGAGGAUUUAAAUUUGGCACACAAUCGAAUCAAAUGCAUGAAAAAUUUAGAUGGAUUACCAAUUCAAGUACUAAAUUUAGGACACAAUGAGUUGAACAUGAUCGAGAACCUGGAUAGUUUAGAUCGUUUAAGAAGUUUGGAUUUAUCUGGGAACAAAGUAAGAAGUUUGGCUGGCGUAGAAGGACAUGAUUUAUUAGAAUUUCUUAAUUUGGAGGAUAAUGAAGUCAUAGAUUUAGCUGAAAUCAAGUACCUCAAAGAUUUAAGAAUGUUCAGAAGUAUUGAUCUACAUAGAAAUCCCAUUCAAGAGUUACCAGAGUACAGAUUGUGUAUUUUGUUUCGCUUACAAUCUUUAACAGAAUUAGAUAAGCAUAAAGUUGAUGCUGAAGAAAAGGUAGCAGCCAGAAAUAUGUUUGAUCCACCAGCUGAAGUUGUUGCUGCUAGAGAUCACAUCAUGCAUGUGGUUUACUCUUUCCUUCAACCAGCACAGAUUCAUGACAGUACCCUACCAUCAUCAGAUACACCAUAUCCAAUGUUAGUUUUAGUGGGUCCACAAGGUUCUGGAAAGAAAGAUUUAGGAUUGAAGUUGGUGGAAGAGUUCUCAGAUUUCUUUGGUUUUGGUGUGUCACAUACAACAAGGAGUCCUUACACUGGAGAAGAGAAUGGAUUUGAUUACCACUUUGUAUCUUUAGAAAAGUUUGAAGAUGACAUCAAAAUGGGUAAAUUUCUUCAAACCUGUCAACAUCAUGGUUCAUGGUACGGCUUACAAAUGGAUUCCAUACAAAGCGUUGCCAAAGAUGGCCUGGCUUGUGUGGUUCACAUGGAAUUGGAAGGCGUCCUCACUUUGAAAAAUACCCAUUUUGAACCUCGAUAUGUUCUGAUAAUGCCACUGGACAAAGAAAGUCAUGAGAGACGUUUACGUGAUCGUGGUAUUUUUACUGAUGAAGAAAUUCUAGAAAUUGUGAAAACAGCCGAGACAUACAGUAGUUAUAAUCAAGAUCAUCCUGGAUUCUUUGACAUGAUGGUUAACUCUAAUGAUAUACAAGAAGCUUAUAUUCAGCUUCGAAAGUUGGUUAUGGAUUACUUAGGUAUU
Molecule: messenger RNA, 1632 nt
Organism: Lottia gigantea (owl limpet)
Lineage: Eukaryota; Metazoa; Mollusca; Gastropoda; Lottiidae
Exons: 2
Cellular component (GO): cytosol
Molecular function (GO): protein binding; GMP kinase activity
Source: RefSeq, a predicted model, not a curated record